UAAGGAUUGCAAUUUGAGGGGUUCUACUGUAAUUGUUUUCAACAGAUGAAUGUUGUUAAAAAUUUGAUUAACAGUCUUUUUUAGGUAAUUUUAAUUCUGGUCCCAAUCAAUUUAAUCUCUUAAAGGUGUUCAACAGAUCAUCAUUUCUAUUGCCUAAUAACAUCAAAAGUGUAUCCAACCUUCAAAAACAAUGUCAACAACAUUAAAUAUGACUAUUGUACCUGAUGAUGAUGAUUUACCCGGACAAGGAUUUGUAUCGUGUCAAGCUUGCUCGCGCCACUUCAUUGAUCAACAAGCAUUAGAUAAACACAUUAGAAAUGUCAAAACUCGAGAUAUUGAUCAUAGGAUAUCGGUUAAUGGACGGCGAAGACGACGACGAAAUGAUAAAUUAAAUUCAGUUAAAAGAGCUUUGUUUAUUGAUGGAAAUUUGCUGGAACAUCAUCGUAAAACGUUUGAAUUUCUUAAGAAAGAAAUGACCAAGAUUGAAGACGAGCAAUGUGCAAAAUAUAAUUUUGACUUUAAAAAUGAAAAACCUCUAGAUGGUAAUUAUGAUUGGGUUAAAACGGACAAAUCUGCAUCCAAAACAUCAACAAAGUGACAUCUCUUGAAAAACUUUUUUUUUUGAUUGUUUAACUUAAAUAUUGAAUUUUUUCGACUUCUCUCGUCUGAAAAAAUUGUAAAUUUUAACAAAAUUCAUUAUACUUCAUAGUCAUUGUUGCAUCGUUAAAUUAUCAACUAUCAACUUAUCAUGGAAUCAAUUAUUUUUAAUUUUAAUUUUAAUUUUAAAUGUUAAUUUCAAGUUAACUUAUCAUAAAGCAAUAAAAUUUAAUUAACUGCAAGGUUAAACAGGUUAAAUUAAAUUGCAAUACUUUAAUUUCAACUUAACCAUUCAAACAGAACAUCAUUUUUCCAACAAGUUAUAAUAUUUAGUUUAACUUUUAAAAUUGAGUGAUCCUAUGGAUGAUGAUUAAUGAAUCAAUAUAGAUUCAUUGGCUUCCAAUCCGAUCAACUAAACGACAUUUUGGUUCCUUUCCGUUUGGAAGUAGACGGUAAUGAUAAGCUUUCUGAUUCACUCAUAUCUGAACAUCCUUCUAUCAAUGGAUCAUCCAAUAUGGAACUAGAAGGGAGUGGACUAGAUGUAUCCAUUCUUUCAUCAAUACGAUAAGGGUUAUCAUCAUUUGGAGAAGCAAGCUGCUGACGCUGUUGAAACUGAUGCAUUCUAUGGCGGUCUAAAGAAUGAGUAUCGUGAGGCAUGAGAGUACGAUUCUUUGAAAGUCUCUCUUUCAAUGUUUGUUCGGUAAAAUGUUGAAAGCCUUCUCGAAAAACAGGAGUUGAAACUGGAGUAGCGGGUAAGCUUGAACGAAAUAUGGUUCCCUUUGGUAAAUCUGGGUAUGCAACAGCAUUCAAACCUAGCAUGAAUGAUUCGGUGUGCAAUUUUUGAAGAUGGCGAAAUCGUGAGCUGAACAUGUUGGAUAUAAAAAUACCCGAGCUGCAGCGACGAGCAGACAGCAUAAGAUUGGUGGGCACAUUUGGCUCACUCUCAGUAAGCUUAAAUCUUGGUCUGGUUGUCAUCCAAUCAGUUCAAUCAACAUGUAAUCACUGAAGUAAAUAACACAUAGUUCAACGAAAUUGUAUUUUAAUCAAAUUGUAUGCACAUUUGCGAAAAAAUUGCACAAACCAAAGGCUCUGGGAAAAAAUUA
Messenger RNA from Tetranychus urticae (two-spotted spider mite), 1700 nucleotides. RefSeq lists its product as uncharacterized. The record is from RefSeq and is a predicted model, not a curated record. Gene Ontology annotation, molecular function: cyclin-dependent protein serine/threonine kinase inhibitor activity. Gene Ontology annotation, cellular component: nucleus. Lineage: Eukaryota; Metazoa; Arthropoda; Arachnida; Trombidiformes; Tetranychidae. Gene Ontology annotation, biological process: regulation of cell cycle.